UCCCCCGUCCCUGGAUUGCAGCGGGGUACAGUCUGCUGCUGGUGGAGCAAACCUGGCAACCUGGCAACUUCAAACGGAGACCGAUUGGCAAUCUGGCAAUGCGGAAAUAAAUCUGGCACCCCCGAGUCCGGAUUGAGGAGAGAGGCGUGACAGAGCGCGCGCUGCGAGGAGAUAGGACUGUUCUCACAAAGAUACAGAUAAUACACACCUUUCCUGCUUUUGGAGCUUUUCUCCUAGUCCAGGUGCUCAGGUGUGCUCAUCUGCACCAGCUUCCAUAGCUUUUGUUUUUUCUUUUUACCACUCUUGGGGGGAAAAACGGGGAGAAAAGGAAAGAAGUGCACUUGAAACCCGGACUUUUUCUUUUCACUGACUUUUUGAUUUUUUUUUCUUCUUCGUCUAUACGAUAAACAUGGAUGUUUUGGCAAAUUACAGUAUUUUCCAGGAACUGCAACUCGUUCAUGACACUGGUUAUUUCUCCGCGAUGCCUUCCCUGGAGGAAAACUGGCAGCAGACAUGUCUAGAGCUGGAGCGAUACCUGCAGACGGAGCCCAAGCGCCUCUCAGAGCUCUUCGACGAGGAGCUGGACUGUCUCCUAACACCAGCCUUUAUGCAGGGUGGUGACAGUGAUGAAGACCUGAUGGAUCCCCUCCUCCCCAGCCUUCCCGACCAGCCCAGCCCACCUCCACUACUCAUCGCCCACCCAAAGGUCCAGGCUAAAAUCCUCCAGGUCCCACAUCUGAGCAAGAGUCAAGCUGGGACUGAAACGACAAAGGAGCAGGGCCUUGGAGGAGUCAGUGCCGCACAGCUCAGUGCAGCUGUCACAUCCCUCACGCCUCCGUCGUCUCCAGAGCUCGGCCGGCAUCUCGUCAAGCCCACACAGACACUCACCGCAACAGCAGACGGCACAUUGACGUUUAAACUGGUGGCAAAGAAGGUUGGAUUAGGGGCAGCUAAGGUCGUGGCAGCACGAGCGUUACCUUCCCCGCUGGGCCGGGGAGGAGCCCUGAGCGACAGCGAACAGGGAGGGGGUGGAGGUCUGGGAGGAGACAUACCUGAGAAUAAAAAGAGAGUCCAUCGAUGCCAGUUUAAUGGCUGCAGGAAGGUUUACACCAAGAGCUCCCAUCUGAAGGCGCAUCAGAGGACACACACAGGUGAGAAGCCCUACAAGUGCUCAUGGGAGGGCUGCGAGUGGCGCUUUGCCCGCAGUGACGAGUUGACGCGACACUACCGCAAACACACUGGAGCCAAGCCAUUCAAGUGCAACCACUGCGACAGGUGCUUCUCUCGGUCGGACCACCUGGCCCUGCACAUGAAGAGGCACAUUUGAAGGCAAAAGAAGAAGAACGGGAGACGAAGGAGCAGAGAGGAGGAGUCAAAAGGACGGAGGGACGGUAGUCACGCUACAAACUGUUCAUCCCUUUGAUUGGCCGUCGGAGAGGGGAUGAGGAGGAGACGAGGAGUAGCUAGAUUGUUGUUUUUCUUUCAAAUUUCACACUCGCGUUUUGACAGUAAACACGUCACACCGCUAUCGAUCAUCCCGGUGAACCCCAGCUGCUCUCGCUGAGCUCUGGGGCUUUGGACACUGCCAAACAUCACACCACCUUUCUUUUCUCUCUCUCUACUCAGUCUGUUCACAUUAUUGAUUCACUUUGGUGAGAAAAAAAUCCAUUUACUCAACUCUUAGUGCAUUACCGUACUUUUGAAAGUUCUUUUCUACGUUUUUGCCGGUUUUCGUACAUGGAACAUAAGCAACCGCCAUCUGCCGCACUCAGCUUCUGUAAUGUAUGUGAGGAAAACAACAAUGCAGCAUCUGCAGGAGGGAGACCGUACGGAUUGACUCCUAGCAUGGCUGACAAUCGAACCCGGGCCGUGAGACGGAUUUGGAGCGCCCAAUGGGACUUCAGUCAGUGGAUGCCACUGCAGCUCUCAAGCUCUCCUCUAGAGGGCGCUUGCAUCGCUCACCUUCACAGAGACGCCUGCCGCCUCCGCGGGCCAUCGGACAGAUAAUGCGCAGCGACACUUUCUUCCCUUUUUUUCUACUUAAAGAACAAUGAUUUCUUCUUAUCGUUGUUAUCGAAACAAAUGACACUUUGCGCUUUUCUUGCUUAGAGAAAAUGUCUUAAAGCUCACAGAAAUGAGUGUGAGAAGAAAACUGAAGGCAGAAUGUGUGGGAAGAGGAGGUUGUUGGGCUUUUUAUCCUCAUGUGCACUGACUCUGCUUCUGCAGUUUUUAAACAACCAAUCGACGGGGAGCAGAACAGCAGGAUCAACUUUCAGAUUAAAAAAAUGAUUUUUUUUGUUUUAGUUGGACUCAAAUAAAAGCAUUUUCUCUUAUUUUCCCCUCAACCCAACGCAGCUAAAACAACUAAACCCUGAGAUGACCUCCAGCGGUCUCACUCCACCAGUCAAGAGAUGGACUCACUGAUAAACUGGCAAACUGUUUUUAUAUAUACACAUAUAUAGGUCUUUUAUUCUGAAAGUCAUUUGUGUGUUUUCUCUCAGACUCUGAGACCUCAUCUCCCUGGCAGACCUGCAGGGGGACGACUGAGGCUGAAGAGCUGCUUUUUGGUUAUUGUUCACACGGGACUGAAGAAGCCAACCCACAUCUGGGUGUUGGCUCUGAACGAACUCGGUCCCAAAGACCCGUCAAAUUUGCCUGUUUUGUAUCCAUUUACUGCACUUAUCUUUUUUAUUUAUUUAUUAUUUGAAACGUUAUCUGUGCUUUUUACUACAGCAGAAAAUAAGGAAAAAAGGAACCUAAAGAAAAAAACAUAAAAGACUUAAAAAUACAACAAAAACAGCUCUUUCUCACUUCACAUGUUACAUACAAAACAAUCACACACACACUCACACACACACACACAGCUGUUCCAAUGUUCACAGGCUCCUCUCAACAUAAAACUAAUAAGAAAUAAAAAAAUAAUUACUAAACUAAUGAGCAGAGUUGGAAAACAGAACACUGCAUGACGGGCUUUAAUACAUACACACAUACUCCAGCUCCUGAGCAUGCACACACACACACACACACACACAUGCGAAUAAACACAUGCGCACCCUUCGUGGAAUUAUAUGUUCUGCUCCCAAAUCUUUUUUCACAGUAGGAAUUUAGCGACUGUUGUUUAGUGGAAGAGUAUCUUAGCUCUCGGCUGGAGGCAACAAACGAUUCCAGAUCCUUUGAAGUGAGAAAUCCGCUUGUUCUCGGCUUCCAACAAUCACCCACAUAACUCAUGCUACAGUUUAGCCUCACAUUUAAUCCGUUUUAACUUCCAGACUCACAGUUGAUUACAACAGAAUUGCAUUACUCAGUAUUUUGAUCUAGACUCCACUUGGAUGAAGCAGGUGAAAAUUCCUAUCGAUAAAAACUAAUCCCGUACAGCGAGUCUGCAGCUGGAAGCGUUAGCACAGCUGCUUCUUUCUAGAUCGAUAAAUCAUCUUUGCAGUUAUGGUGAAAUUCUAAAAAAAAAAGGCUAAACCUUCAUAAAAUGUCUAAUUAAUCCUCUUUCCUUGCGACUUUAGGCCCCCGUAGCAACCUGCUUCUGAAAACCCAGCUCCAGUUUUGGUUCAACAAAUACAAAACGAUAAGAAUUUAAAGGCAUAGUUGACCAUUUUGAAGUUUGUUCCUAUGUAAAAAUAUAAGUGUUUAUCUUACCAGUUGGAUGUAGCUUCCUGAUUGGCCUCGCUCUAAAGAAAUACAUUCUCCAAGACUGAUGAGCUAACGGCUAGUGCUGUCGUCUUUGAAACCUCGGACCCACUGCAGGGUUCGGGACGGGACGGGGAGGGUCGUCGUCGAAUAGUUUCACAACUUAUUUAUGAAAUCGUGCAUGUACAUUUAACCCCGCCUGCCAAUAUCAGAGCCCUAACUGCAACAAAAUAAAAGUUCUCCUGAAAUUACAGGAAAACGUUUUUAUCGCAGUUGAAUCUUUACCAAACGUUUUCAUUAAACAAUUUUUGCAGAAAUGUUUAAAAAAAACAUUCCUAAAUUCAGAAGUGCUUCAUGCUUCCUGCUGCUGGUGAUAUUUAUGCUUGCAAAUAACCAUGUGAAGCACAACAGAUGGUGGUGUAAAGGUUUAUAAAAUGAUGCGUACAUGAAAGGAUUUUUUCAUUCAGAAAGGCUUCAAAAUGGUCAAAAAUAUCCCUUUAAAAAUCCCCCCAGUGACAAUAUUCACCGCUAGUUUUAUCCAUUGGGUCACCCAGACUGCACAUCAGCAGAGAUACAUACCUACUUUUUAUUUAUUAUCCUUUUUCCUUUUGGGGUUUUUUUGGAUCUCAAAGACAUAUUUUACUGUGAAACGUCACCGACAAGAAGACAGCAUCAAUUUUAUUGAGUUUAAUGUAACAGUUUUAAAUCUGUUUGUACAGUUUCUGACUAUUUAAAUUUUAGGAUAGAAGAUUUUAAGCCCCACAUGCCCCGAUGUUAUACCAGCCUUUCUAAUUAUGCCAUUUUUGCACAAAUUUUUGACAAGAAUUGUUGCAAUAACAGAAAUAAUCUAUUAAAACGAAGGCAGAUCAUUUUGCUACGAUGUGUGGAAUGAUUUGCUGUGUUUUUUUUUUUUGUUUGUUUUUGGGUGAGCUUGAAAAAGUUAUAAAACUAGCAGGCAAGCAGGCUUAAACAGUACAGAUGUGUCACCAAAUACCUAAAAUGUUGUUUUCCCACGAAGAAAAACUGUAAUGUUUGUUGCAUCACCUGCUGGGUUUUCAAAUUGUCUCCAUUUCUGUUGAACCAAUGACUUCUUGUUAGUGACCUGAAUGUAAUCAACAACAAUGAAAGUUUUUUUUUUAAUGACAGAUGAGAGAAGACUCGAGCAAACAUCCUCAGUGCCGGCUUCCUUUGCUCAUUGGUUUGCAAUCAGGCCAUUCAACGCCAACGCUCUCAUGGCUGCUCCAUCCGCCCACCAGCACCUACAUGCCCCGUAGCAAACAGUCGCUGCCUCUCGCUGAUGCAUCCGGGUGAGGUGCAGGUUCCUGAAGCUGGUGGUGGAUUUCACGUCUCAGCAUGCCAAGUCAUUGUGCCACUUGGCCUUGAAAGCAUUCAUUAGGUGCAGCAGUGAAAACAUUCUCCUCAGUAAGGGGGGGGGGGG
Molecule: messenger RNA, 5077 nt
Organism: Nothobranchius furzeri (turquoise killifish)
Lineage: Eukaryota; Metazoa; Chordata; Actinopteri; Cyprinodontiformes; Nothobranchiidae
Gene: klf7b
Product: Kruppel like factor 7b
Biological process (GO): regulation of transcription by RNA polymerase II
Molecular function (GO): DNA-binding transcription factor activity, RNA polymerase II-specific; RNA polymerase II cis-regulatory region sequence-specific DNA binding
Source: RefSeq, a predicted model, not a curated record